Stereum hirsutum FP-91666 SS1 is the source of this 698-nucleotide messenger RNA. RefSeq lists its product as uncharacterized. Bases 54 to 521 code for a protein of 155 amino acids. NCBI's taxonomy places the organism in Eukaryota, Fungi, Basidiomycota, Agaricomycetes, Russulales, Stereaceae. The transcript has a single exon. Gene Ontology annotation, molecular function: 4-alpha-hydroxytetrahydrobiopterin dehydratase activity. Gene Ontology annotation, biological process: tetrahydrobiopterin biosynthetic process. The record is from RefSeq and is a predicted model, not a curated record.
AGGCUGAUGUACGUCUUCGAAACAGUCUGCUCCUCUACAUACCUAGGUCCUACAUGCUACCAACUUGGCCGGUGCCCACCAUACUGCACAUAUCUAUUAUUGCUUAUGGUCAUGUUACUGUUAAAAAAACAAAACAGCAUCACCCAGAAGUCAUCUGGUCUCACAUCUGGCUACGGAUCUCAACCUCCACCCACGACGCCAUCAAACCCGACGCCACCUCGAACUGGAAAACCUCAGGCCUCACCGCCCUCGACAUUCGCCUCGCUUAUGCCCUCGAAUCCACCUACGCCACCUACUGCACCUCCAGCGGCAUGGUGCCCAAGCCCACUCUGAAGCCCAAGCUGGAGAGACCAGAGAGCGGUGCGGAGCUCGAGCGGUUGUGUCAACAAGUACGGCGCAGCGUUAAUCCCUUUGAUGAAUCCGGUUUUCCUGUUCCUUCUUAUCUGUAUGAUGCCGCUUGGGUGACGUGGGUAUUAACUUUGAACGUGUUGGUUUUUUGGGCUGUUUUUCGGUUUGUUUAGGUCACUGGCAAGGAUACGACUUCGCCGCCGGAGGUGAAGGUGCGGGCUGCUUUCCCUUGGGGCAGUAAUAGCUCUGCGCUAUAGGGGAACCUGGGUGAGCUUGUGGACAUCAUAGGGUGUUUCGGUCGGCCGCUCAUGGCGAACUCAGCGAAGUACGGUCACCAGUGGCUCCUUUCC